GUCUAAUCUCAAUGAGGUGUCAAUCAUGUUCCCUGGUGGGUGAAGUAAGGUCUUUUGUAACCGCCUCUGUCUUUGGGAAAAGAGAAGAGAGAGGAGAAAGACUUCAGCAGAGAGAGGAGGAACGCAGGACCGUGCUGCAGAAGGGGAACUGAGAUUUGAUUUUUGCUUUUGCUUUAGCAGGGGGGAAAGUGGAGCACAUGGAUUUCUAAAAACGUUGGGAUUUUAUAUAUAGAUAAAUAUAUAUAUAUAUAUAUAUAUAAAACCCACCACUGAAAACAGUCCAAUGAAUCGCAAUUGCAGAUCAAUGCAGAGAAAUGGGGAAACUUCAUUCGAAACAUGCUGCCGUUUGUAAACCGAGAGAAAGUCCAGAAGGUGAUAGUUUUGCAGUGAACGCCUCUCUAGCUCGGAAAGGGAUUGAGGACUGGAUGGUGAAGCAGAAAUACUUCGGUAGCAGCGGGGGCAGCAGUACGGGACUCCUGCAAGGCUGCCAGCACCGGGCUGUUUGCAGGCUCUCCAGCACCAGGGAGCCGUCUGGUGAAGGUUACAGAGAGACAAUUGGUGAUGAACACUUUCAUCUAGAAGUGGCUUUGCCUCCAGAGAAGACAGAUGGAGUUUGCAGUGGAGAUGAAAAGAAAGCUGGGAAAGAAAGUGACACACGUACAAGUUCCAGGAAACAACUAAAAUUUGAAGAAUUGCAAUGUGAUGUAUCUGUAGAGGAAGAUAACAGGCAAGAAUGGACCUUCACACUCUAUGACUUUGAUAACAACGGAAGAGUCACACGUGAGGACAUUACAAGCUUGCUUCAUACCAUCUAUGAGGUAGUUGAUGCAUCAGUAAACCACUCCCCUAGUUCCAGUAAAACUCUGCGAGUGAAACUUACUGUGGCACCUGAUGGAAGUCAGAAGAAAAAGAGUAUCUUACUAAACCCUGCUGAUUUGCAGAGCUCUAGGCACAGAGCUGAGAGCAAAGCCAGUGAAGAGCUGAGAAGCUCUGAAAAGAAGCAGCGGGCUUCUCUCAGAUAUCACCCCGGUGACAACAACCCUGAGCAGAGUGGGUGCUAUCGCCAUUGCGUGGAUGAGAACAUUGAAAGGAGAAACCACUAUUUGGAUCUUGCAGGAAUAGAAAACUAUACAUCAAAAUUUGGACCAGGAUCUCCUCCAGCAGCUCAGCAAUAUGACCCACCAAAUAGAGUUGUGAAUCAGACUAGAUCCCGCUCUCAUGAACCUGAAAUCUUCCAUGCCCACCAUAGGAAAUCUCAAGUGGUGGACCCCAGCCACAUCAAUUUGGCUGAUGCCUCAUACGCCAAGAUUGCAGAAAUACAACAAAAGCUGCGCAAUCAGGACUCAAACAAGCACUUUGUUAGGUCUCCCAAGGUCCAGAGCAAAAAUGUAGGCUCUGUUCACCCUGGAAGGGCAGUAAGGAAUAAACCUCUUCAAGGGGCAUCCAUGCCAAUGGCUUCCCCAUCUGCACGGGUGGGCCAGAAUCUUCCUUACCUCCCCAUGCAGUCCCAGCAGGCUCACAAGAAACAUAAGCAGAGGGCAAAGGAGAAUCAUCACAUGUGCAAAACCUUUCAUUCUCCGGGGACAGUUGUGGAAAAAGAGCAGGUGAGAGACCUGCCCACAGUCAUUUUGUAUGAAGGCCAAGUUGGACAAAUGAUCCAGAGACAUGAACACCAUCACCAUCAUGAGCAUCACCACCACUAUCAUCACUUCUACCAGACAUAAAACCGAUCCCAACAUCCUCCAGGAAUCCCCCCCAUAUGAAGGAAACGCCUUCCUGUGACUUCAGACUAAGGCAUUAUUAUGUUUAAUAUUAUUGUUACUCUGUUAAUAUUCAGCUAGCGUAUAUUUUAGAAAUUAUAUGAAACCAUUGAAACUUACACUAUUUAUAUGUUGUGAAACUGCAUAGCUUACUUAACAACUUGUUGAUAUUGGUUUUUAAGUGGCUUGUAAAACAGCAAACAGCCAUAGCUUUCUGAGCUGUGAUUUAAUGCAGGUCAUCAACGCACUUCCUUUACAAGUACUUCCUUUGUUGUAUUAGAAAAAGAUACUUCAAACAACACUGCAGACAUCUAGCUUACCAGUCUGCCAUGUCGGCUUAUUGCACACAAGCCUCUUGUCAGGGGAGCAGUGUUUGAAGGUUUGGACUCCGGAAAUACUCAGAAUAACAGAAAAUACAAACAGCGGCUACCUCUAGUAUUAUUCAAAUUUUCUUUUCUUUUUAUUGAUUGUAAUGUGCUACAAGGGGAUUUUAAUAUACUGCCUUCAUGUAGCCUGUUUGUGUUGUACUUUCACAUCUUUUCAAGCUAUCUUAAUAAUUACAAGGAAACAUCAGCUAUAUUUGUCAACAGAGCUACAUUUUACAACUGAUAUUUUUUUUUUCCCUUCAAGGUUCUUUCCUGACUCCAGUCCAGUCUGUUAGAUGUUGAGGAGUGUUUAAAUAUACGUCCUUUUUUCUUUUAUUUACUCUCCAUUCUGCACUGGGAAACCAUCUUAGAGGAAAGAAAAGAGGUGGAUGUGAAAUGGGGUUUUUCAAAACCAUCACUAAACCUUAAUGCUUGGGCCAUAACUACCAUUCAUUGUUUUGUUUUGUUUUUCUUUGUUUUGAGAAAGGAUUGGAGGAAAAUAUACUUUCUCACUUUAAAUGUUGGCAAAUAUAUAUAAAAAUAUAAAUAGAUAAAUAUAUAUAUAUAUAUACACACACACACUCUCAGGUACAUUUUCUUGUGUUUUAGAAAUCUGUGGUUUGAAUAUUAACAUUAUUUUUUUCUUACAGCAGUGACUUUUUAGGUAUGUUAUAUAACACAUAACCCAUGGCAUUUUCUUGGGUGCCUGCAAUUUGUGUUUCCCCAACACCUACAGCGUUGCUCUGCUCCUUUUGUAAAGACAAUUCAACAUGUAAAGAAUGCUGCUCGCAGUCAUUCUGGCCUCUACCACUCUUUUCAUAUCAAAGGGCUUCCAUUCCACAAAAUAAAAUGAGGUGAGACCUAUGAGACCAUCAUUGGCUGCUGAGAAAUUUAAAGGUCAAAUGCAAUUGGGAAAAAGUGUGACAAAAAAGCCAGUAAAUCCGAGUUUUGCUUUCUCUGAGGCUCAGAUUUAUAGGACAUUUGUACAGUGCAGGCAACAGUGACUAAAUAGCAACUGCUCCAUUGCUUUUGGAACUAAAAAGUAGAGUUCUGAUCACAUAAAAAUGUAACUGCUCUAUCAAACAUAUUUGCUUUUGGUUUUAGUUUCUUUUAAUUAUUUGUGUGUUUUGUCUACAAUGUAUUGUGUGAAAUGUUACUAUCCCCCAUUUUUAAGGGCCCUUUAUGAAUAGGGCAUGUUUUGUUGCAACUACAGUCUUGAUCAGUUCAAGAUGGGAGAUUUCCCUGCUGCUGAGCAUUAAAACUGUUAGAAGGAUACUGUCCUAGGGAAGGACACAGAGACAUCAGCAUUUAAAGAAAACAAUAUGGAAAGCCUUGCCUGCUUGUGGAAUUGGAGAGGAAUCACUGCUUGUGGGCAAUUAGUUCUAUCUCAUUUAUCCUCAAAUCAGCAGUUGUUUAGACUUAUUGUCCCUUUUAAAAAUCUGGUUUAUUUUAAUUUCUUUUUUAGACGUCGACAUUGUGUUCUGUUAAAUCUAGCAAAAUGUUUUAAAGUGUGUUUGAUCUGUGUGCCAACUAUGCUGUUCUGUUUAUUUUUUAAAUUCCUAAGUCCAAAAAUAUUUAUAUGCAGAAUUUUCUGUACUGAAAAUAUGAAAAGGCCACAAAUUUGGUUAGUUACCACUGAGUUGUUCUAGUCUAAGCCUAUUUUGCUGCUUGUGUAUCAUUCUUUUUCAAUGUAUAUAUAAUUAUGGACUGCAAAAAAAGGCAUUUACGUGUCUAGUAGAAGGAAUAAGCUUAUUUAUAUUAUAGUGUUAACGAAGUCUGAUGUAUUCAAGUGACUUAUGUUAUACCGCAUGCAAACACACAAGUGUACAUUCCAUCUGAAAAGGGGUGCCAUGCUAUCUGUUCCUGAGAUGUAAAUGAUGCUGUUCUCUUUUCAGCAGCGUCUUUGCCAGCAUUCUGCAAUGUUAACAAAAGGAAAUUGUUGUUUUUUUAAAAAUACACAGAUCAUUGCUGGCCAAAAUAUUGGAAAUCUAGAAUAUAUUCAGUAUGCUUCAAGCAGGGGCUUGGGAGAGGGAGGAAUGUAGAAUGGGCAAGAAUUGCUCUAAAACCCAAAGAUAUUCUGCCAGAAAAGAUAACAGCAGUCGUAACAAACUCCCGUCUAAUCUAAA
Caretta caretta (loggerhead turtle) is the source of this 4251-nucleotide messenger RNA. RefSeq names its product NKD inhibitor of Wnt signaling pathway 1 (gene NKD1). Gene Ontology annotation, cellular component: cytoplasm. The record is from RefSeq and is a predicted model, not a curated record. Gene Ontology annotation, molecular function: calcium ion binding. Gene Ontology annotation, biological process: negative regulation of Wnt signaling pathway. NCBI's taxonomy places the organism in Eukaryota, Metazoa, Chordata, Testudines, Cheloniidae.